Anolis carolinensis (green anole) is the source of this 20262-nucleotide messenger RNA. It is a transcript of the gene iglon5, whose product is annotated as IgLON family member 5. The transcript has 8 exons. Lineage: Eukaryota; Metazoa; Chordata; Lepidosauria; Squamata; Anolidae. The record is from RefSeq and is a predicted model, not a curated record. Bases 260 to 1261 code for a protein of 333 amino acids.
UUGGCCCGCCGGGGCGCGUCCCCCCACUCUGCCCAGCUGUCACUCCGAGCCUUCCCCGCCCCUUUUUGCCCCCCUUUCCCUCCCGCCUUGUGCCGCUCGGGCGCCCCCUCCCUCGCCUCCUCCCCCCUCCCGCCUGAGAUGCAGCAAGGCUGGUGGGUCGGAUGCGAGAGCCAGCCCGGACCUGCUUCUUCCCUCCGUCCUCGCCUCCCGCUCUGCAGCAUCAUUUGCACCCACCACCUCCCGCAGCCCCUCCAGCACCAUGAGCUGCCCCUUGCUCCUGGGCGCGCUGCUCUGCAGGAUGGGCAUGCUGGCCCUCCACCAAGGGUUGCUGGUUCGGGGAGUGGAUUUUAAUCAACCAGCCGACAAUUACACCGUUUGUCAAGGGGACAAUGCAACACUAAGCUGCUACAUAGACCAGCAAGUGACGCGUGUUGCCUGGUUGAACCGCUCCAACAUCCUCUACGCUGGCAAUGACAAAUGGUCCAUCGACUCUCGUGUGGAGCUACUAACCUACACGCCAUCCGAGUUCAGCAUCAUGAUCACACAUGUCGAUGUGUACGACGAAGGGCUUUACACCUGCUCCUUCCAGACACAAGACAAGCCCCACACCUCACAGGUGUACCUCAUCGUUCAUGUCCCAGCACGGAUUGUGAACAUCUCCUCCGCUGUAACCGUAAAUGAAGGAAGCAACGUGAAUCUGCUCUGCCUUGCGAUGGGGAAACCGGAGCCAACCGUAACUUGGCGGCAGCUGAAAGAUGGAUUCACCAGCGAAGGGGAGUUCCUGGAAAUCACGGAGAUCAACCGGCAACAGGCAGGGGAGUACGAGUGCAUCACGGCCAAUGGGGUCUCCACCCCAGACAGCAAGCGAGUCCUCAUCACGGUCAACUACCCUCCGACCAUCACAGAUGUGAAGGACUCGCGGCCCAUGAUGGGGAAGACAGCUCUGCUGCGCUGCGAAGCCAUGGCUGUGCCACCUGCUGAAUUUCAGUGGUUCAAAGAUGACAAACAACUAGUUGGCGGCUUGGAUGGACUGCAGAUCCAGAAUGAGCGGACCCGCUCCAUACUGCUCUUCCCAAACGUCACCACUCGGCAUUACGGGAACUACACCUGCUUGGCUUCUAACAACCUGGGCUCCUUCAAUGUUAGCUUACGGCUUAUCAGACCAGGUUCCCUGGAAAACAUGGCAGCAGCGAGCAUGGCAUCUCCCCUCUUCUUGGGCUUGCUGUCAUCUGCCUUUGUGACUCUGUUGUUUAGGAUUUAGGACAGCCGGGAAAUGGAGCAGACCAAGGAAAGGAAACAAGUGAAAUGGAAAGAAUCCAAGAUAGGGGGGGAAGAGAACGAUAAAGAGAGAGAAGAAGAAAAAGAAGAUGUAUCUCUACUUUCUGGAAAAGAUGAAGAGAGCGAGAAAUGAAAUAAAAAUUAUUGAGAACCCCAUCACUGUGAGGGAAUAGAAGAAAACAAAACAAAACAAAAAAUAUGCAUUUGUUUCUACAGCCAUUUAUCUUCACAUGCCAUCUCAGACACUUCCAGUCAAACCUGAUAUUUAACACAUAACUGAAAAGACACAGGGCUCAAAAGGGUUGACUGCGAACGCGGCCCUCCUGACCCCUGACCUCUGCGACGACAUUCGAAAGCGGCAUCCUUCUUCUCCUUGGGCCAACUGGACCUUUCAUCUUGCAAAUUCACGGAACCAGGAACGACACUUCCACAAAGGAUUUUUAUCCCAUUGUUUUAGGGAUGGGCUUUUUUCCUCCCAUUAUUCUUCCUUUUGCUCAUGUUUGGGGUGUGAUUUUUGGCAGCUGACUGCAUUCAACUUCCGGGCUUCCCAUGUUUAUUAUUUCCUUGAUUUACGCUGAGAUGAGAAGCUCUGUAGAACAUGAGAUUGGUCUCCCCGUUUCCAGUUAUUCCAGAUUUGUGGGCUGUCUUAGGUCCAGAGACAUCAGGAUGUGGCUUAGCCCAGCUUUGGCAUCAAACAGACUUCCUUUUAAGGAAAACAAGGAAAGCCUACAUCGUACGAAUCCACUUUGCCAAAGCUGCGGAGAGGCCAGCGUGAAAGUUUGUGUCUGCAGGCCUUUCAACGCCUUGCUGUCCAAAGUCCUGGGAAGAACUCUAAGGCCACUGCGCCCGCCCAGACCACUAAGUUUUUAAGGCAUGGGAUUCUCCUUCUUUAAGACACAGGGGUAAGAAUGACCUCUCCUGGUAGAGUUUCUUGUCGAGUAACUGUCUGUUGUGUCUAGACAGAUAGCAAGAAACAGGCAUGGCAAAUUUGAUUCUUCAUUGUGUUGCGGGAGGGUGGAGUGUUUCCUCGAGCGAAAUCUCUGCUUGGAAUGUCUGCCAGCUCUUGAAAUCAAUGACAUUUUCUUCUUCGGUUGCACUUUCUCACACAAUUUCUUCCUGGCAGAUCCCCAAGUGUUGGUGAUUCCCCUUCUCUUUCCCCCAAGGGGGCCAAUAUUGCUUAUCUCUCAACUGAACAAAAAGACUGUACACUCGAUCCUCCCCCUCUCCAUUAUUUAUGUCUUUCUACUUUUCUGUUUCACUUUCCUCAAAAUCUUACUAUUGUCCCUUGCAUGUUGGAACCCCUGACGUCAACGCUUCUUUCAGAUGGAAAUGUAUGGGCAUCGUGUCGGGGGGAAAUGGAACUAAAGGUUAUGGGAGAUGCCCAGUUCUGGCUGAAAACCAGAGCGUUGCGAGAGAUAUGGCCAACAAGGUGCAAUUGUAAUUUAAUUAAGUAAUUCCCCGUGUAUUUCGGUGCCUUCAUCGGGAGCAUUUCUGUGACACAGAAAUCGCAUCUCCUUCUAACGCACCAUAUUAAGAGAGGUUAUAAUUCCAAACCUGUCAAGAGGAAGAUAGUAAUUCCCAAACACAUUGGGAAUUGCUGAUUAAAUUAUAAUUACAGAACGUCAGCCUUGCUUCUGGCACCUUGCCUGAGGUUGUUUUUGUUACAAUGCCACCCUGUGUCAACGUGGAGGUCUCUGAUCCAGUGAUGCUGUGGUGAGGGAACCUGGAAUGUGGUUGUGUUGUGCCAUUUAUUUGUGUUACGCUACAUGAUUGGGGGCAAAAAGAAAGAGGAGACGCAAGGUUGCUGUGUGCUGCCGUGACCUUGUGGCUCUUGUGACGUGUUGUUUUCUCUGCAACAUUUGUGCAAUCGUUUGGUUAAAACAAACAGAUUUUAAAAAAUUCCAGUAUAAGAAACAAAGCUUCACUUAACUCCCUCUCUUAAAUUCUAUUUCCAGUAUAAAUUAUGCAAUAUGCAACAACACAUGUGAAUGUGCUUAAUUGUUACCGUUUUCUCAAGCAGCUAGAUUUCUGCUUUAGAUAUUUAAAAUUGCCGAAUGUAGGAUAUCACGAUACAAAGCUCUGGUGUGUAUUUUCAAAUGUAGAUUUUCUCUACUGUCCUGCACAGCUUUUGUUACAUAAUGCAGCAGUAUGAUACAUUCACAUAAUGUAACACUCAGAACUUUCUUGGACUCUGUUUAUCUUGAAGGGUUAGAGAAGGCAUGGGCAAACUUGGGCCCAAGUUUGCCCAUGCCUGGAUUAGAGCAAAUUUCUAGUCAUUACAAAGUUGACCACAUGCUUGAACGUUUGUGUGCAAUGCCUACCUAACUCUCUGAAGCCAAAGUGGUGGCCAGAUAAGAUCUUAGAAUAUUAUCUUGUCUUUCCCCUUCACUAGCAGGACAAUAAUAAUAAUUUAAAAUAUAUUUUUGACAAAUCAUUCAAAAGAAGAGGCAAAAUUGUGGUUAAUACACAAUGUGGCAGAGCAGGGCUUUUGCUGGUGCAAAAUUCAGCUUGCCUUGCUGUAAAAUUUCACCUUUUUAGUGUACAAUACAAAGAGCCCCGGGGUCCAUUCACAACACUCAGUUACUGUGUUGUCGAAGGCUUUUAUGGCCAAAAGCACUGGGUUGCUGUGAGUUUUCCGGCCUGUAUAGCCAUGUUCCAGAAGCAUUCUCUCCUGACAUAUCACCCACAACUUCUGAGGAUGCCUGCCAUAGAUGUGGGCGAAACAUCAGGAGAGAAUGUUUUUGGAACAUAGCCAUACAGCCUGGAAAACUCACAGCAGCCCACUCAGUUAUUGUUUCUAUCAUUGUGUUGUGUCCUGUGGGUCCUUGGGGUUUGUAGUUUGGGGAGGCACUGGUGCGCUCUGGCUGGGAAUCAUAAAUGCUCCCCCCUGAAUUGACAAUCCUAUACCCUCCAACAAUUCACAGAUGAAAACUAGAUCCCAUGACCCAUCAGAGUGUGGUCAAGUUGGAAAAACUUACUACUAGGGAAAAAUACAAAAGCUAAGAGGAGCUGCAACAGUUUGCUUUUGCCUGAACCUACUGGAAAAUGUCAAAUUUCCUCUUCUCUUUUCCCCAUGUUAACUGAGUGUAAACUGCUUUUGCAGGUUGAAUUCAGUUUCUACAAUGGAGGAAAGAUAAGAAAAAUGCGAAAAAGUGUGUGUGUGUGGGGGGGGGGGGGAGGAAACGGUGGCAUUUUAAAUGCAGACCAAAAAGUGAGAGGGCACAUGACCAAGUGAGAGUGUCUCGGCCAAACUGGGACAGUGAGAAGUUUUUUUUUUUAAUCAUGUCAGAAGCAAAUUGAGAAACUGCAAGUUGCUUCUCUUGUGAGAGAAUUAGCCAUCUACAAAGAAGUUGCCCAGGGGACGCCCGGAUGUGUUACCAUCCUGCUGGGAGGCUUCUCUCAUGUCCCGUAUAAGAAGAUAGGGCUGACAAAUGGGAGCUCACCCCAUCUUGUGGAUUCGAACUGCCGACCUUUAGGUCAGCAGUUCAGCUGGCACAAGGGUUUAACCCAUUGCGCUACCAGGUCCCCUAUUGAAGGUUAUGCAAUUCCAGGAUUCCAUCAGACAAAACUAUAGCCAUUAAAGUGCAAUAAUGGUGCUAUAAUUGUGCAAUGUGACUGGGCUCCUGGAUAUAACACAAGCAGCCCCAUCCAGCAAAAGUAAACUUCAUUGAAACCUGAGAGGCCCUUCAAUUCCCAGUUAGGUUCUGCUCUGGCAUUGUGGUUCAGGGAUUAGCUUUUUGUUCCAUCUUCACUAGGAUCUUUCUUCAGUCCGACCUUUUUCUAUCCCAGCUUGUUAUAAGUCUUACUCUCACAUUACAAACUCGGCUGAAGCUAAUUUGUGUAUUUAGAUGUUCUUUCCAAGGAGUCCCUGAAUCUUUUUUUGGCCCCUUAUUGGGCUUCUGAACCUGGGGAUUUGAAUCAGCAAUAAUGUUUGUGUAUCAAACUAGACCUUAAAUGGAAUGUGCGUUCCCGAUGAUAAGUAUACUCCUCAUCCUAAAACAAGAUUUCCUCAGAGGUAUGUGCCUCAGCCUGUGUUUACCGUCUCAUGAUUAAAUACAUGACAAAGCACACUCAAUGCAAGAUGCAUCAUUGGGGAUAAUCACGUGCUAUGACAAACAGACGUAUUUCACCAGGGAGCUCUUCUUUUAAAAACAUGCUAAACAUAUAGAUUAAUUUAAACCCUUGGAGAACUCUUCUUACACAGCUGUUACUGACUUCAGAACGAAGCUUUAAUUUGUGUGUGUAUGGUCCCUGGUCAAAUUGUUUUUAAAGAUUUUGUAGCCCUUCAGAAGUACGUAUCCGAGGAAAAAACAUUCUCCAGUCGAUGCGCCCAGAAUGCAUGCUUGUGUAUUUUGAUGAAAUUGCCCCAGGUACCCAAUGGUUCAGUAUAUCUGCUGAGUAACGUGUUCUAACCACACAAACCAAUUAGUUUGGAACAACAGAAAGGCAUAGGUACUGUAUGUCUCUACAUAAACACAUAUAUAAUCUUUUCCAGGAUUUUUGGGGAGAGUUAGGAAUGAGACCAUUCUCAUUCCCAACUACAGUAAAGUCUCACUUAUCCAAGACUUGCUUAUCCAAGGUUCUGGAUUAUCCGAGGCAUUCUUGUAGUCAAUGUUUUCAAUACAUCAUGAUAUUUUGGUGCUAAAUUUGUAAAUACAGUAAUUACUACAUAGCAUUACAAAUUCCAAAAAUUGUUGGCUGUGAUGGCCAGCAGACUCAGAGAGUCAUAGUUUAAAAAUAAGGAGCUAAAUCCUUAACUAAUUUAUUCGUGUGAGAAUAGAUAAUUAUGACAUUUUCUCCCUGCUGUGCUUUACAGUAUCCCCAUACUCAAAUAUUCUGAUAUAUUGUGGAGGAGUUAUUCUGUGGAGAAAGCAACCCUCCUUCCCCAGAAAAGCUGUAUUCUGUGCAGAGUAAAAUAUUUUCUUUGGAGGAAACCCAUUUUCAGUGCAGAAUACAAUUUUGUGCAAAGCCCAUUUUUACACAUACAGUAGAGUCUCACUUAUCCAAGACUUGCUUAUCCAAGGUUCUGGAUUAUCCAAGGCAUUUUUGUAGUCAAUGUUUUCAAUAUAUCAUGGUAUUUUGGUGCUAAAUUUGUAAAUACAGUAAUUACAACAUAACAUUACUGCGUAUUGAACUACUUUUUCUGUCAAAUUUGUUGUAAAACAUGAUGUUUUGGUGCUUAAUUUGUAAAAUCAUAACCUAAUUUGAUGUUUAAUAGGCUUUUCCUUAAUCUCCCCUUAUUAUCCAACAUAUUCUCUUAUCCAAUGUUCUGCUGGCCUGUUUACAUUGGAUAAGUGAGACUCUUCUGUAUAAUUGAUUGGACCUGAAAAACUGAGUCAUGUCUAGUCAGUUUCACCACUUCAUUACCUUUUAAAAAAUUAUGGUUCAGUCUUAACAAGCACUUACUAAGUACCUCUACUCACUGCAUUCAUAGGGACAUACUUCUGAGCAUCCGAUUGUACUGUGCAGAAGAGCGCUAUAAUGAAGACACAGACGAACAAAUGGAGUAGGCCUUUCACCCCAUCACUUCCUUCCUUUGUUAUGUUUUGGCUAGUUAGGAAGAGAAAAGGGGGGCAACGUAACUCGUUCUGCCCCAGAAAUAACUGUGCUGAGUCCAGAUUGGCUUUUUUCCCACUCCUAUCAUUAGAACUAAUACAUUACAUCCGUUACUGUUUCUCAUCAGGGUUAAGAAGGGAACUUCCUGAGGAGUGAAGGGGAAGAAAGGGAGAGCACACACCUUCCACACAAGUAGGAGAUACUUGCAUUGGACAAAUUAAGCAUUGGCCGGGUCUGCUGGUGCCGACUUCCGUGAGCAAGAGGUUAACAAUGAGGCUGCAGAGAAGGAAGAAACCAGACUUAUUGUAGUGCCUGCCAGAGCACUUUGUUCUGACUGCUUAUACAUAGAACCGCAGAGUAUUGGGCCAGGGGAUUUCGUACAAAAUAGAAUCAUAGAAUUGGAAGAGACCUCAUGGGCCAUCCAGUCCAACCACCUGCCAAGAAGCAGGAAAAUUGCAUCCAAAGCACCCCGACAGAUGGCCAUUCAGCCUCUGUUUAAGAGCCCCCUAAAGAAGGAGCCUCCACCACACUCCAGAGUAGAGAGAGUUCCACUGCUGAACAGCUCUCACAGUUAGGAAGUUCUUCCUCAUGUUCAGGUGGAAUCUCCUUUCCUGUAGUUUGAAGAUGUUCCACAUCCACAUCUCCAGGGCAACAGAAAACAAGCUUGCUCCAUCCUUCCUAUGACUUCUCCUCACAUCUUGAUCCAUGGCCCUCAUCAUUUCUCCUCUCAGCCUUUUCUUCUACAAGCUAAACAUGUCCCGCUCUUUAAGCCGCUCCUCAUAGGGUUUGUUCCCCAGACCCUUGAUCAUUUUAGUCACCUUCCUCUGGACACAUUCCAGAUUGUCAACAUCUACCAUUAAAUUGUGGUGCUCAGAAUUGGACACAGCAUUCCAGGAGGGAUCUGACCAAGUCAGAAUAGAGGGGUAGCAUGACUUCUCUGGAUCUGGACACAUGUAUACCUUCAGCAUUUCACAAAUAAAUACUAGAGCACAUAGGGUCAAGUCAAUUCAGGUAGGAGGAAUUAAUAAUGGUGGGGGGCAGACAAGCUGGGAGAGCUGCAGCAGGUUGAUUUUGGCUGUGCCUACUGGGAAGGACGAAAUUUCCUUUCCACAUUGUUGAUUGAGUGCCAGAUACUUCUGAGCUCUGAAUUCAUUUUGCAGUGGUUGAAGUAAGUUGGGAACAAAGCAGGACAGGAGAGAGAAACUUGGACUUUUUAAGAGCAACUGAAAAAGUGGGAUAGUAGAACAAUAACUGGGAGAUUCUUGCUAAAUUGAAACAGAGAGUUUUUUUAUUGGACAGUUUUGCAAGUCUCUCUUCAAUUUUGUGCUUGCUCUUAAUUGGAAACCAUAUUUGUUUUCUGAAGCUACCCCCUCAUUUGCUUCAUAUUGUGAUCCCUCAUCCCUUCUCUUUCUCUCCUCAUCCCUCCAUUUGUCAAUACUCUCUCAUCUUCUUCCUCCAUCUGUUUAUGUGUCCAGCUCCAUGGUGUUAUCUGUAUUAAAUUUUGUGGUACAAGAAGCAAAUGCAGGAUAAGAAAUAACGGGUGCAUUCCUGGAUCCUGGGGGCCCUGAAGUGUACAUUAAAUGGGCAAGACAGGGAUGGAGGAAUGGCCAAGUCUGUCUGCAUUGUUUGAUGGGCUCCAUGAUGCUUUGUUGGAGAACUGUUUCAGAAAUGUUAAGAGACAGAGAAAGGGGGGAACUGCAUGGGAUAAUGUCCUGAGAGACUAAAUUAGCUCUUUCACCUAAAGAAACUCCCAAUUCUUGCUUUGGGAGCUGUAUGAUUGCCAUAAUUUAGGCCAGUGCGGCUUUUCUUUCUGAACAUAAGCCUGCCAGGAAGCUGUGUUGAUGCAAAGUUAAAACAUUGGUCCAUCUAGCUUUUUUAUUGCCUGCUGUGGCAUCUUGUUGAGAUUUUUUUAAAAACUGGAAGAAAGGAGUUUUGUCUUUUGUUGGGCAUUAAACUUUGUGUUUCGUGCAUGCAAAUGAUAAGAUCUCUUUCCAAUUGUCUCAAUUUUAAACACGGAGGAGCCUGUCAUAAAACAUGUGGCUGCCCUCUUCAUUUCUCCUGGAGGCACUGACGGCUCUCCUCGGAGCAAAUAACAUGCCAAGGCUUUAACAAUACAUCCUCCCUUAUACUGUACAUAUUUACAGCCGGAGAGUUCGUUUAUAUACCAGACAAGUUGCCAGCUAUUAUCUGAGCACCGCAAUCUACAAGUCAGUGGGCUUGGAUUGAUGCUGGUUGAGCACCGCUGAAGUCAAUAGCAUUAACGGCAAAGUCUUUCAUCUUAAACCGGUUUGUGCAUUGUGGCCGGCACAGAUAGUAAUUGCAGAGGUGUUUGCUUGUAUCUCUCCGAGGAGGCAAAAUGGGUUUGCACAAAUUUAUCGCGCAGUAAGAAAUAUAUAACACAGGCAGCAACCUCUCGAUUAAACCCAGAUUCCAUAAUCUUCCUUUACAAUAGUUUCACUUCUGUCUUUGUAUUCAGGAGUACACUCAAGAGAAAUGUACAGAAGCAGUGAGCAUUCAAGGGCCCAUAUAUUUCAAUAACGCACAGAUAUAAAACUAGGACACAUGUGGCUUAUAAUAGAGGGUGGUCUAGAAGAGGAAAGUUAUUAAUCGGGGGGAAACGGAAAAGCAAUAAGAGGCAGCAGCAAUUUGCUUUUGCCUGAGUCUAUUGGGAAGAGCAAUAUUCCUUCUCCUCACUGCUUCCCCUCUACUGAGUAAAUUGAAUGAAAACUACUACACAUACAGAUUGCAACAUUACACAUUAGAUUGCAAUAUGUGAUAUAAGCUAAGGAUAAAAGGGAGAAAGAGAAAGGGGAGAGAGAAAUUGGAGCAUUUAAGAGCAGCUGGAAAAGUGGGAUGACAAAUAGUUAAUUAGGACUCCCCUGCCAAAUCGGGAAGGGUGGAGGAUGUAAAAUCCAGAUUGUCUGAUUUGAUAAUCUGGAUUAUAUGACAGUGUAGUAGAGGUUGUAGUUUUCAAAAAUGCUUAAAUCUUCCUCCGCAUGUUUGUGAAAGGGGGACCACAUUAGUUAGAAUCAUAGAAUCAUAGAAUCAUAGCAUCGUAGAAUUGGAAGAGACCUCAUGGGCCAUCCAGUCCACCCCCCUGCAAGAAGCAGGAAAAUAUCAUUCAAAGCACCCCUGACAGAUGGCCAUCCAGCCUCUGCUUAAAAGCCUCCAAAGAAGGAGCCUCCACCACAGUCGGGGGCAGAGAGUUCCACUGCUGAACAGCCCUCACAGUGAGGAAGUUCUUCCUGAUGUUCAGGUGGAAUCUCCUUUCCUGUAGUUUGAAGCCAUUGUUCUUAGUCUGCCCUAGUCUGCAGGGCAGCAGAAAACAAGCUUGCUCCCUCCUCCCUAUGACUUCUCCUCACAUAUUUGUAUAUGACUAUCAUGUCUCCUCUCAGCCUUCUCUUCUGCAGGCUAAACAUACCCAGCGCUUUAAGCCACUCCUCAUAGGGUUUGUUCUCCAGACCCUUGAUCAUUUUAAAAAGCUAUUUUUACAAACUGUGGCUGGAAAAUGUGGGAGAUGGUAGUGAAACUAGCAGGGUUAUCAAGUUGACAAGGCAGGAGCUGAACAAGAGCUAGUUCCAUACCUACCUCCAUACUCACUCACUCAUAACCAGUCUUGCCUACCUUCCUGUCUUUCUCUUAAUGCAGCAUCACAGCUUAGCACUGCCCCAUAUCCUCCAUACUUUAUAUUAUACCUUUACUUACAAAUUACUUGUGCCUAGUCAAAUACAAGGUGUUAUGGAGGAGACAAGAGAAAAUAUGUUUGCAAGUUAGAGGUGAUUCCAGAAGAGAUAAGGAGUAGAAAAGUAAAUAAAUAAAAGUAAAUAAACAGGCAUUCAAGUAGCAAUUUGCAUUGGCAUAGAAAGGUUGCUAAGUCUAACUGGGGGUCCCUCUAACAACUGAUGCCUCCUUCCUAUGUGUAAGUGUUAAACUGCAGCUUUUUAAAAGAAUAGCACAGUUUUGCUGGAAAGCUCCACCAUUUUCCAGAGGCUAUGCAAUUCCUCUUGAGAUCUUGAGAUCUGAAAAUUAGGCAGCCUUUGACUGUAGAAAGGGCUGCUGUCAUGCCAUCACAUUUGUGCUUUUUUCACGAUGAAACAGUUUUGACAAAACUGUUGCAUGAAGUCAGCAAUGUUAUGCAAUGAAACCACAUGUCUCUUGUUGUGUGACAUUAUUGUUUUCUAUAUAAAAAACAAUGUUGCACAAUAAAAGUGUUCUGCAACAAAACUGUUGCAAAGAAACACAGCAAAGCUGCACAACAAAGUGGCUAUUUCUUGUGCUACAUUGCUGACUUUGAGCAACAUUUUUGUCAUGCAACUUGGCUGUUAUUUAUGUAAAAGAACAAGUAGUGCUGAACAACAAAAAUGUUUAAUGUUGUUGAAAAAUGUUGCAACCCAUGUUUCACAAGAAAAGCAUAGAUGGCUGCAGUUACAGUUAGACCAAGUUUAUUUUCAAGCUGCAUAACGUAGCAUUUUCAAACAGGCAAGGGCUAAAGUUGCGACAUGGCUUCUCCACAUAGUUUCUAUAGGAGCAUCACUUUGGGUUUUCUGCAUUGCUCCCAAGGAUAUAAUUAUUGAAGCAGGUGAGGGUGCUUUUGUGUUUUCCUCAGAAAACAGAAAUAAGAACGGUGAGUGUAGGUUUUGAAUGAAAAGCUGCGCCAUUUCUAAACUCUUGCAUUGUUUUCAGAAAUUGUGAAAUUUAUUUUGUUUUGAACAAAAAGGACUGAAAAGGGGAAGAAGCAUGCCCUGAGAUCUGGCAAACCUACAGUUCUCCAAAACUGCUCACCUCUGGUACAUGAGUCCAUACUGUGGGCUAGAGCCAAAGAUCUAUUGCAUAAAUAGAUAAAACAAGGCCUCUCCAUAUUCCUGUCCCUUUCCUAUCUCGGCAUCUCAAAAGGUGAAUUGCCAUUUGUGGAAGCUUCUUGGAGUGCAUUGCAAAAUCCAACUGGAUUUCCAGACAAUGUCAGUUUCACUCCUAUUCUCACCCAUCAGAUUUUAGCAAUCUAUGCUCCAAAUCAGAAGGUUGGCAUCUACUGCAGUUGCCCACUCCGGCAGUAUAAGAAUAUCCAUGACACUCUUACAUGCUAAAACCAAACCAUCAGCCCAUAGAAUCAAGCUCUGACUGGCAACACUCUUGCUGAGUCAGGUGCAACGUUUCCUUGUAAUAGGGAAUCUUUCCUAUGAGCUUUGCCACUGAGUAAUGGACUCUCGAUAAUCUCCUGAUCCUUCUUGUUUCUCAAUUCGACUGGAGGAAGAGAUAGCCAGAAGGAGGCAGCAAUAAAUAGUAGGCCAUCUGCCUGAUUCCUAGGAUAUGUGUGUGCGCUCUGGUGCCUUAGUCCAGGUGGGUGAGCUGUGUGACCUUUGCAGCCAACCUUUUACCUUCAUAGCAUGAGCGCCGUAAGCCUUAGAGACAUCAUUAUACUCAGGAAACGGAGAGGAGGAAUUUACUGCCCAGCCUAGAAACCUGUACAGUGAGAGGACUUGGAUCUAAGGGAUGUUCACCGCUUGCAUUUGCAAUUGUGCUCUUGAUACAAUGGAGUUGCUUAUAACAAGAGAAUGCGUCUUCAUUCAGAUAUAUAUGGAGAUGCUUUGUAUGAAGUGGCCCUAAUGUGCUUUAAAGUUGUUUCAGAUGUAUGACAACUUUAUCUGUGUCCUAGUAUGCUAUAGAAUGCUAUAGCCAUCCAUAUGUGCUACAAAAGUCUCUGCUUUAAAGAGUGUACAGAGAAAUGCUUGACAGAGGAACAGGAGUCGGUUGAUUUAUUAAGAGCACAGAAAUCUGUCAUACUAGGAACUCAGCACCUUGGGACAUAUUUCCAAAAAGUCCUUUCUUUCCUCAGCAGGUAGUUGAUGAAACCAAGGGGAUGAAAUGCUGAGUCCAAGAUAUGUGUGCAGAAUUCAUUCUUACCAUUUCUACCAUUUCUUUCGUGUCUUCCAUUUUUUUGGGAGCAUGAAACGGGAAGUCCCCUCUCCAAACAAAAAUCUGCUUGACACGAAAGCCAGCUUUCGUCUGCAGCUGAACUUGCCUCCUUGCCUUGGAAAGAGAAUGUGUGUGUGGUAUGGCACAGGCAGGCCUGGAGUGUGCCUGCAGCUGAGUGCCUCUUACUCUAGAGUAAGAGGUGCUCCGCUGCAGGUCCUGGCAGGCGUGUGUACUUUCCGGGCCUGCCACCAUGCUACACAUGCACUCUCUUUCCAAGGAGAGUGCCUGUGUGCUGUGGCGUGCAGCCAGACCUGGAAAUCACAUGUGCCUGCCAGUGCCUGCAGCUGAGUGCCUCUUUCUCUAGAGUAGAAACAGCAGGAGCCAGGUAAGAAGUAUGGAAGCCUCCUUAAAGUGCAUGGGGAAGGGGAGCCAGUGCCUGAGAACCUCCCCCCAUAAUGGUCUGGUUUUUGGGGGCCCAAACCAAAAAGAAAUAUCUACCUCCCGAUUUUGGGAGGCUCCCAAAAAAUGGGCCAGGCCUCCAACGGAAGCCAAGACAUGAAACAGUGCAAGGUUUAUUGCUUGAUGAGAAUAAUAGCUUUGCUUGGCACCAGCAACCAAAGCUUUCAGGUUAGAAUUCUGUUGCUGCUUUAUACUGGCAGAACAUUUUAUACUGGCAGAAUAUAAAUUCUGUAAAUAAAUAAAUAAAUAAUUUUUCCCUUAUACAUUUCAGAGAUAUGUGUGGCCAAAAAAUAUCAAACUAUGGAUGAAAGUGAUUAACAAGGAAGAACUGGCAAGCUAAACAAGGAUGCAGCAGUUUGUUUUUCUCUACCCUAAAGGAAUGGACAGAUUCAGCCCCCUCCUCUCCCCACUUCUGGGGUGAAAGCUACUUUCACAUUUUAACUCAUUGAAAUAGCCUAAAAACAAAGAGAGAAAUAGAAAGGAGAGAGAGAAACUGGAUAAUUUCAAAAGCAAUUGAAAAAAAAAUGGGGAUUAAUCUGUCUCAAAUCAAGACAUUUGAAAGAUGUGGGAUGAUAGGAUAUGCAAACUGAUCCAUCUGGAAGCCAUGCUGUGUAGAUCAGCUGUCUAAUUUAUUUUCCUAAAAAUAGCACUUCCUCUCAAAAUCUCCAACCAUCAUGCCUUCACAAUAAUGCAUUGAGGCUUGCAUCUUAGGAAAGUGAAGGCAGUGAUAUCAGAUAUAAACCCCCUUGAACCCUGGAUGGAAUUUCCUUUCCUUUGGAUACUUGGAGACCUAUACAGAAAUAUUCAUGCUAGUCCCUUGAUGACUGCAGAGUCAUGUGGUGACUCGAUGUGUUUGAAUGUAUGUUGUUGCAGAAAUGUAUCACAGAAAUGGACCGUUUCUCAACACACACAGAGCUGUGAAUGAGGAAAUCACAGGCUGUUUGCAGAGACACCAAACCACACCUAAGAAACUCCCCCUGGACUCAACAUUUUCCAACAUCCUGCCCUAAGAUUGUUUCAGGCAGACUGGAAUUGCAAAGGCUGGGGGGAGUGGCAAUAGCCUUUUGAAAACAGUCGAGGAUCAGGCACUUUAAAUAUAUGCAACCUUUGCAGCUGUUUAAUUGGAUCUGAAUUUGAAUUUUUAAGUGGAUUUUAUAUUGCUUUUUUGGAAAAGCUACCCAUUCUGAACCCUGGGGCUGUACAGUCAAAUUCAUACGUAAAUGAACCUGCCCCCAAUUUAUGUUGGCAAAAUCGACGCAAUAAAAUACAGAAAUAAACUUGAAUCUUACAAAUCCAACUCCCAGCAUCACUGGCAUCAAUGCCUCAAAGUUUGUCAUAUGGAACCAGUAUUUCCAGGUAGCAUCAACUCAACACAUGGUAAUCUGUCAUGCGUAUAUAUAUAUAUCCUGUAUAUAUAUAGGCCAGGAUUCACGCAAGGGUCUACAUCUUUGCAAAUGGACUUGCAUCUGCUGGAAAUAAAAUUGAACAGGGCUGGGUCAACAUUGCCAUGUAAUGCAAUUUGAACUGCAUUAUAUGGGUCUACACUGACUUGAUAUGGUAAUGUUGAUCCAACCAAAGUCUGUAUUCAGAGUGGGUGCCAUGAAGGUAUAAUUUUGGGUGGGAGUGUCAGCAUGCAUGUUGUGGUCAUUGUACAUUGGGCUUCCACAAUGUCUAAAAGACUGAAGAUUGCAAAUGCACUUUGGUAGAAUCCAAUGCACAUCAAGUGCCAAUAUGGAUUGGAAGAGCCCAAUAUGCGCCGAGACAUUCUUCCUGGUGCCCUAUAUACAUCUGUGCUAUUUACUACAGUACUUUUACUGCAUUUAAUAAAUCCACACAAAGUUAUCUAAUGUAGACCAUGGUUGAGAAUUCUGGUCAACCCUUCCUUCUUUUUGAUUCUUGAGAUCAUUGUCAGAUGGACAGUUGAGAUCAUGGAUGCAACUGGUGUACUCCAUGACCUUUCCCAAUGUUCUGAAAUCAUCUGGAUAUUAGUAACAUUGCUACUAUUCACAGAUUGGGGAGCCAAGUUGACCAUGUUUACUUACGUUUAUGAUCCUGCUUUACACACAUGUACCUUGUUCCACCCUACUAGAGGAAAGAAAUGCAUAUAUUGUGAAAUGUAUUAUGUGUCAACCACAUGCAAUCAACUUGCAAAGAACAUGUAGCUGCAUGUGUGAAGUGAGCAUUCGCUUGGAUUUAAGGUUACAUGUAGAUGUCCGGCCCAGAUCCGCCAUGCAUUGAGCAACUAGAGGUCAAGCAGUGAGACAUGCAUGUACCUGUUUUGUGCAUACGCCACGUCUAUGUAAGUGAAUAGGCAAUGUGCAAGCCAUUAGCAAGUCAUGUGUUAAAGCAUGAGUAGACAAUGUGCCAGUCAUGAGGAAGUCAUGCUCAGUUCACGAGUGCACCAUAAGCAAUUAGUGUAAAGCAUGAGAAACCAGUGAGUAAAGCAGGUGUUAAACCAUGAGUAAAGCAUGUGUUAACUAUGUAUGACAUGUAAAUUCCUGAAUAUUUUCAUAUAAAGUAUACGCCAACUGCAAACUCUUCCCAAAAAAGUAUAUCAUGCAUAUAUCACGUGCUAAGCAUGUGAGUACCAAGUGCAAAAUAAUCAAAGCAUAUAUGUCAACCAUGAUUUGACCCAUGUGUACACCAUGUGUAAAUCACAUGAAAAUCCACAUGUAAUACAUGUCAGUGUGAAUUAAAACAUACACACAUGAGCCAGUGUUUUCACAUGGUAUCAUUUGAGAGUAAGCUUCUUAUGAUUCUUCAUAUUUCUGUCUUGUUGUAGUGGAACAGCAUAGCUUGGCUAUUGGCUAAUAUCCUAAACUGACAACAUUUUAGUUGACCAGUCUUUAUGAAUCCAACAACAAGACGUGCUCAGUCUGUGUGUGAAGUGGAGGAACACGUUCUAAAGGUGUGGAGUGUGCAAAGAAUAUGUAAACUUCUAGCACCCAUGUAAAAAUAAAUCUUUAUAACAGUUACAAACUAUGUAUAAACUAUAUGUAAACAAGGCAUAACUUUGUGUAAAGCACUUGUAAACGCUGUGUAAAGUGCAUGCCGACAAAGUGCAAAUUCAUUAUAAAGCAUAUGCAAAUUCAUUGUAAAGCACAGGCAGAGCAAGGUGUGAACUCCGUGUAAAUCAUGUGAAAGAAAAAAAGCUCUUUGUAAAGCAUGUGUAAGCAGAGUGCAAGUAUUUUCCAAACAUCACACCAUGUAAAGUAUGUGCAAAAAAUGAUGAUGAUGUAAAUGAUUUAUGGAGCACAUGUAAGUCCGAUGUAAAAUAGUUGUAAAGUGUAAAGUGAAUGGCAGUGUGUAAGCAAUUCAUUACGCAUGUGGGAACGGAGUGUGAACUCUUUGGAAAGCAUGAGGAAAGCCAUUGUUAGAUGAGCAUAUAUGACAUGUGCGAGAAGCAUUUCAAAUAAUGUUGCUUCAACAGACUUGCAGACUAUAUACCUGAUAUACCUUUGGACAAAAUGUAACCUAUUCAGAAGACCAUGUACCUUGCAGAUAAGGAAAUAGAUAGCAGGGAUGGGGUUCCUCCAGGCUUUACACAGAUUUUACACCUUGUCUGCACAUGUGAAUACUUGUGCAAGCCACUAAUUAAUAUGCACCAUGUCAGUAUUGUAAAACGUGAGAGGGGAUCGAUUGGUUUUCCCGAGGGGAGAGCGUGCGUGAUUCCUGAUGGAGUGGGUGACUCGAAGCCUGAAGUCUUGGUGUUGUUACUAUGCACGAGUCGAUGAGACAGAAGUGUGGUUCUCUGGCUUGCUUUCCAGAUUGCCACCAGAGAUGAAAACUGAUUUUUUGGAGCCUACUUUGUUCAGCAUUUUGAAGGCAGCUGCAGAACAUGACAUAUAUCUCGUUCGGAGAAAGCCUUGCCAUCUUCCUUCCUGCAAGGCUCCUAUUCCUUUAAGAGUUAUGUCAUUGGGCAGAAUCCCAUCUGAUCCUGGAAGCUAAGCAGGGUCAGCUCUGAUUAGUACUUGAUGGGAGACUGCCAGGUACUGUGGGCUAUAUUUCACAGGAAGAUCACAUCUUGUGUAUUCCAUGCCUGAGAAUACCCUCUGAAAUUCAUGAUGUUACAAUAAGUCAGACAGGCAACUUAAAGGCACAUGCACACACACAAUUGGGCAAAGGUUCAAGAGGAGAGAUUUCCCAUUUCACGAAAACCAUUUAAAUUUUCCCACCACUUAGGCAUUGGUUAAAUUUAGAAGAGGGAGUUGUGUGGCAGUUCAGAUGGACUGGAGUGAAAAUUAAAUUAAAUUUCUGCUCCCCCAUGAAAAUUUCCUUCAACUUUCACAUUUAUCAAGCGGUAGAACUUAGGUUGACGUUUCUUUGGUCAUUUGACGUCUCCUUUUUCUUUGAAAGCCUAGCCUGUAUUUCUAAAUGCUCAGCUGGAAUUUUAAGAUAACAGAAUGCAAGGAAUUUGAGGAAUGAAGGAAAAAGAGAAAAGUGGCAGCAUUCUCAUUCAAUGACUACCAUAUUUUGCAUUAUUGUUAAAGAUUGUAAUCUAAAGCAUUGUCCGCUGGUGAAAAAUAAGUGGAAGCAUCAACCAUUGGCAGAUCAGAUCACUGUCUGUCGGAGCAAAAAUUGGUUUGAAGGGGAUGUGCCAGAAGACAUUACAGCGAGCCAUAGGUAACUGCUGGGGUUUUGGUUCCAGGUCUCCGUGUAGAUACCAAAAUCCAUAGAUGCAUAGAUCCAUAGAGGCAAAAGGAUAAAGAUGGUAGCCUAAAAAGAUCAAUGAAUUCUGGGAGUGCCUUUAUGGGGGAGGUGGGGAUACAAAGGGCAUACCAUCCAACAUUUCACAGAUAAAAAUAGGGGUGUAUGUGGCCAAGCAAUUUCAGAGUGUGAGCCAGAUGGCAAAAGUUCUUAAAGAUGAAGAAUCAAACAAGCUAGGCGAGGUGGCGAAGUGCAUUAAAGCACUGAGCUGCUGAACUUGCGGACCACAAGGUCCCAGGUUCAAAUCCCGGGAGCGGAGUGAGCGCCCGCUGUUAGCUCCAGCUUCUGCCAACCUAGCAAUUCGAAAACAUGCCAAUGUGAGCAGAUCAAUAGGUACUGCUCCUGCGGGAAGGUAACGGUGCUCCAUGCAGUCAUGCUGGCCACAUGACCUUGGAGGUGUCUAUGGACAAUGCUGGCUCUUCGGCUUAGAAAUGGAGAUGAACACCAACCCCCAGAGUCAGACACGACCGGACUUAACGUCAGGGGAAAACCUUUACCUUUACCAAGUGUCCUGGGAAUGGCAAAAUUCUGCCCCCUUCUGUCUGCUGUCUCUCUCUCUCACCCCUCCCCCAAUUAGAUAAAUGCAAACUGCUUUUGCAUCUUGAACACAGUUUGCAACAAUUGAGGUGAGGUGAGGACCUUUUCACCAUGAAGGUGGUUUCCCCAAGUGAAUGGAUAAAACAGGGUCACGCCAGAUAAUGCAGAGCAGGAGAUUACAAAAAUGGGGAAGGAAUAGACCUAUCAUGGAAAAGGAAGAGCAACAGAGUCAAAGGCAUGGGAAAACAACCAAAAACAGAGUGGAAGUAGCGAAAAGAUGAGAAAUAGAGAGGAGGCUUGACAGGAACACAACAACAGGCAGUAGCUGGUUGAGUAUUACAUCCUCAUGAGGACAUCAUAAGACAAGAUUCAGCAGUAGAUGCUCACACACUUUAAAGGAGGAAUGGACAGAUCCAUUUUUGCCACUGUAUCCAUGGCAAACAUUUAAAAGGUUAUUUGGAUUAGAACUCUCCAAAUCCCUCAUCCUGCAAAGCCAGAAACUGUGUUGGCUGAUAGAAGUGUAGUUAUGUUUGUAGAUGUGCCUUCAAGUUGCUUGUCGACUUAUGAUGACCCCAUGGAUUUCCUAGGGUCUCCUCAGGCAAGGAAUACUUCCAGGUGGUUUUUCUUGCUCCCUCCUCUGAAAUAUAGCCCCUAGCACCUAGUAUUCUUCAGCAGUCCCCCAUCUAUGUACUAACAAGGACUGGCGCUGCUUACAUUCUAAGAUCAGAUGGGAACUGGUGCCUUAGGCAACGGGAGGGGGGAAACGAGGACGCGGUUCCUCCCCUGAAAAAUGCCUCCGAUCUUGACAUUUCUAGCAUUGCAAUGAUGAAAGACAUCACCAAAGCCUUGAGAAAUGGAGUUUAAGCAGGCAAAGAAAAGGGGAAGGUAGGGUUACCAAGGGAAUGUGAAUACGGCAAAUAAGAACCUUCCAGAGGUGAGCCAUCUCCAAUGUCUCUUUCACUGCAAUGCCUGAAAUUUGGAAAGCGGAGAAACAUUGCAUGCAAGUUGAAGUCUUACUGGGUAGAUAGUCCUCCUUAUAUUCCCCUGAGUAUACGUCCUCUGGUUAGGGGAUUGUGGGAGAGGUUGGCCCAAAAUAUAACCCUUCCUGAAUAUAUAGAUGUGGAUAUAUAGAUUAUGGAACCAAGGAGGAAGAGGAGAGGAGCCUCCAGGUUCAUCCAAAGCACAUCUUAAUUUAUUGGAUGCUCUGAGGAUAAAUACAUGGGUGUCAUCUGCAUGUAUUUCUUCCAAAAAUUGAACAGGAAUCUGACUGUGUAAAGGAAUGAUGGGGAAUGCAAGACAACAUUGCAUAUGGAAUGAACAGAGGCAUAAGACGGGUAAAGGACUCUUUUAGAGUUGGCUAGCCAACCACUCCAUCAACAGUCUCACACGCAAGUUACCGUCGCAGAGGUUAGGGGGUGGGGGGGCAGGAGGGCAGCUGGGCAGGGGCGGGGGCAUGUUGGUGGAUGCUGUACCUCAACAUUUUAGAAAAAUGACAAAAAUAUUGUAAAAAAAAACCUUUAUUGCAAGCAAAACAAACCACCUUGUCUUCCAUCUCAUGCGGCCCGUUCAGGGCCACACCCAUCGCAGGGGGCCGUGCCCAUCCCCAAAGAGACGGGAUUCGAACUCCCCUCGAGGCGAAGGGGGUUCGAAUCCAUCUCCUUCAAGGGGUGACUUUGCGGCUGAAUUCCUGAGUCUUUGGGUUAUUUUUUUAAUUUAUUUAUUAUUUUUGCCAAAUCCAUGAGGGAAAAAAAAUACAAAUUAAAGUACUAAAAAAAUCUUUCUUUUUCCAAUAAAAUCAAAUAAAACCAUAAA